CUCGUCUGAGAUAAACGCCUGGCAAAAGAAGUGGGAGAGAGAAAGAGCUCUGGACGACUGAAACCCUACCCGGAGCCCCGCCCCCGCCGCCGUCGCCUCUCCCUCUCGCUGUUUAGAGCCGUCGCGCCGCCAGCAGAAGAGGGGGUGAAGAAGGCCAGCGUCACCAUGGCGGACGAGGAGCAGAUGGAGCGGAAGGAGGAGGCCACCGAGAUUGCACCUUUUGAUCCAACCAAGAAGAAGAAGAAGAAGAAGGUCGUCAUCCAAGAUCCAGCUGAUGAGGUUGAUAAGCUGGCAGAGAAGACAGAGGGCUUGUCAGUCACUGAAUCUGGCGAGCCAAGCUUCGCGGGAUUGAAAAAGAAAAAGAAGAAAGUUGUGGAACUUGAUCCAUCGCUUGUUGAGGCUGGAGAUGGUGAAGACACUCUUGAUGAUCAAGUCGGAGAGGAUGAACAAGGAGAAGGGAUUGUGCUGGGUGGAGCAACCCAAUACCCAUGGGAAGGAACUGAUAGAGAUUACAAAUACGAUGAGCUGCUUGGCAGAGUCUUCAAUAUCCUGCGUGAGAAUAAUCCAGAUCUUGCUGGUGAUAGACGAAGAACAGUUAUGCGGCCUCCUCAAGUUCUUAGGGAAGGCACAAAGAAGACAGUUUUUGUGAACUUCAUGGACUUGUGCAAAACAAUGCAUAGGCAACCUGAACAUGUGAUGAUGUUUUUACUUGCUGAGAUGGGAACAAGUGGAUCCCUUGAUGGGCAACAAAGGUUAGUUAUCAAAGGAAGAUUUGCCCCGAAGAACUUUGAAGCUAUACUCAGGAGAUACAUCAAUGAAUAUGUCAUAUGUAAUGGAUGUAAGAGCCCAGAUACCAUCCUUUCCAAGGAGAAUCGGUUGUUCUUCCUUCGUUGUGAACAAUGUGGUUCGUCAAGGUCAGUUGCUCCUAUCAAGGCUGGAUUUGUGGCGCAAGUUGGGCGUCGGAAGGCUGGAACUUAAGCUGCUCUGUCAACGUAAUCCAACAAUUUGCCGAUUUACAAACAAUCUUUAUUGUCCAGCUUAUACUGUGCCUAGACCGCCUUGUGGUUUUUGUUAUUUCGUGUACUAUGAAUAUGAAUGCUGCUGCUGCUGCUGUGAAUUUCUAUUUAUCUCAGAGGAUCUAAGUUUGCUGCCUA
Molecule: messenger RNA, 1154 nt
Organism: Hordeum vulgare subsp. vulgare (domesticated barley)
Lineage: Eukaryota; Viridiplantae; Streptophyta; Magnoliopsida; Poales; Poaceae
Product: eukaryotic translation initiation factor 2 subunit beta
Exons: 10
Coding region: 166-978 (270 amino acids)
Biological process (GO): formation of translation preinitiation complex; formation of cytoplasmic translation initiation complex; translational initiation
Cellular component (GO): eukaryotic translation initiation factor 2 complex
Molecular function (GO): translation initiation factor binding; mRNA binding; translation initiation factor activity
Source: RefSeq, a predicted model, not a curated record